Molecule: messenger RNA, 1578 nt
Organism: Fibroporia radiculosa
Lineage: Eukaryota; Fungi; Basidiomycota; Agaricomycetes; Polyporales; Fibroporiaceae
Exons: 5
Coding region: 1-1578 (525 amino acids)
Biological process (GO): rRNA processing; positive regulation of transcription by RNA polymerase I
Cellular component (GO): nucleolus
Molecular function (GO): protein binding
Source: RefSeq, a predicted model, not a curated record
AUGGACUACCAGCCGGUGGUGGUCGCGAGGCAUCCACGCCCGUCGUCCACAAAACACAAUGCAGAGUCAAAGUACUGGCGGCUAUUUAAGCAUCCUGUCUUCAUCAAGGAAUAUGCACCUAUCACUUCCGUUCAUUUCUCGCCUUCAAAGCCUCACAGAUAUGCCGUGACUGCCGCUACACGAGUGCAAAUUUACGCACCGAGAACCCAAAAGGUUACCAAGACUAUCUCGAGAUUCAAAGACGUGGCCCGGAGCGGCAACAUACGUGGAGACGGAAAACUGGUCAUUGCAGGGGACGAUACCGGCCUCAUACAGAUCUUUGACAUAAACUCGCGCGCUAUUCUUCGAACGCUGGACUCGCAUAAGCAGCCCGUGCAUGUCACUAAAUUCUCCUCCCUUGAUCAAACACGGGUGCUUUCAUGCUCGGACGACACCACCGUGAAGCUUUGGGAUGUUCCCUCUCAGUCGUGUAUCGCUACUUUUACUGACCAUACCGAUUACGUCCGCUCAGGGCAAGUGUCGACCUCCAGCCCUCACCUCAUUCUGACAGGCUCAUACGAUACUACCGUGCGGCUGUAUGACUCGAGAACGGGAGCAUGUGAAAUGCUGAUGGGAGGCGACACUGGUGAAGGAGGAAGUCAUAACACUGCUCCCGUGGAACAGGUUUUGAUGUUUCCCUCUGGAACUAUUGCAUUAUCAUCUGCAGGACCGAUACUACGUGUCUGGGAUCUAGUGGCUGGCGGUCGCUGUACGCGCGCUCUGUCCAAUCACCAGAAGACUAUCACCGCUAUGGUCUUUGACACCAAAGCAAGUAGGCUCCUGACUGGCGGGCUGGACCAGAUGGUGAAGGUGUACGACGUGAGCACAUACAAAGUCGUACACACAAUGCGAUACCCAGCUCCGGUUCUGUGCCUCGCAAUCUCGCCGGAUGAGACCCACAUAGCAGCAGGCAUGUCGGAUGGCACGCUAUCCGUUCGCCGUCGACAGCCAAAGGCUUCAGAGCCGGCUGCCGCAGACUUGAAUUCUGCUCUUCGUUCCAGCAAUUAUGAGUCAUACCUUGGGGGCACAAUACCUCCUAUAGGACAAGGCCGUGUACGUCAAAAGAUAAAAUCAAAACCAAUAGGCGAUGCGGACGAACUCAAGGUUGAGAGCAGACGAAAGAAGCGACUACGUGACUACGACAAGAUGUUGAAGGGGUUCAAGUAUUCCGCGGCACUUGACUCGGUUCUGAGAAAGGUUCCGCCAACUACAAAAUUCGCUCUGAUCCAAGAACUCAUUCACCGUGACGGUUUGCAUUCAGCACUCGCUGGCCGUGACGAUGUAUUACUGGAGCCAAUUCUUGGACUCCUUUUGAAGUACGUGGCGGACCCGCGCUUUGGCGAGAUGGUUUGCGAUAUGGCUGGCGUCGUAAUUGAAAUGUACACGCCAGUGCUUGGACAAUCUCCUCUUAUCGAUACCCUAUUCGCCAGGCUUCGCAAAAAGGUAGCUGCGGAACUACGCUUCCAACAAGAGCUUGUGAGAACGAAGGGGGCUCUGGACAUGCUCCUCUCGUCUGCCGCCCUGUUUGUAGUAGCAUAG